AUGUGCGUACUGCCAACAGGAUACGGAAAGUCGUUGAUUUUUCAUCUUUUGCCACUGCUCUUAUUCGCUAAAUUCAAGCUGAGAGGCGACUUACUUACUGGUUGGAAAUCGAAAGGUGUUUUUACGGCAGCGGUGGACUCUAUAGUCAUUGUUGUAUCACCUCUCAAUUCCCUUAUAAGUGACCAAAUAUCUCGAUUGAGCGUAACUGGCAUUAGAGCGUCUAUUGUAAAUACAAAGGAAGCGAAAUUGGAACUUGAUUCAGAAGAUAUCCAUGCUGACGAAGUUGACAUCGAUUUUAGUCGCUGCGAAGAGGACAAAUUACGCGACGAAUAUUAUCAUAUUGUAUUUGCCCAUCCAGAAAGUUUUAUUUCCAGCAAAUUUGGACGAGAUUCAUUGUUGAGCAAACACUAUCAAGAACAUCUGGUUGCCAUUGUUGAUGAUGAAGCUCACUGUAUUGUUGAAUGGGGAAGUGAAUUCAGAGAGGACUAUGGCAAGUUAGGGGUGUUAUGUGCACUCUUUCCUGAUGUUCCCUGUCUUGCUAUGACAGCAACAGCAAGUCGAGCAGACAUAAAUGCCAUUAUUGACUCAUUGGGAUUAAAAAAUUGUAAAUUAGUCAUUGGCAAUCCAGACAGAAAGAACAUUUUCUACAGUAAAGGCUUUCGACAUGGACAAGAUCUCGACGCCAUUCAAUGCAUUUUAAUGCCUAUUGCGGAAGAUCUGUUGGAGCAAAGAAAUGAGUAUCCACUUACUAUAGUGUAUGUUCCACUACGGUUAUGUGGAUUUGCCUACAAACUUUUCGAACAUGUUCUUGGUUCCCAACAAUAUUUUCCUGUUAAUUCUCUUCCAAUCCCCUCAAACAGAUUGUUUGCACAAUUUCAUUCACCACAAACAAACCAGAUGAAAGAAGAAAUUUUAAAACAGCUCUGUUCAAAAUGCAGCGUUGUUCGUGUUGUUUUUGCCACAAUAGCUAUCGGGAUGGGUGUGGAUAUACCUGAUAUUCGCCAGAUCAUUCAUGUUGUUCCUCCGUGCAGCAUGAAAGCUUAUUUUCAAGAAACAGGACGUGCUGGCAGGGAUGGCAAGCCAUCAUUAGCUUGUUUAUAUUACAACAAUCCAGACAUUGCUAAGAACAGACAAGCAAUGAAUGAUGAUAUGCGCAAUUAUUGUUCUAAUGCUAGUAUAUGCCUCGGGAAAUUGCUGCUGAAUUCACUGGAUGCAGAACAAAUAGUUUGUAUGAAGCCAUUACACAUCUGUUGCAGUGUAUGCAAGCUGAGGUGUGAUUGUUUUAAUUGUGCACAGGUUGAUUUAGGUGAGAUGAUUGACAAUGUUAAGGCAUAA
This is a messenger RNA of Dendronephthya gigantea, 1335 nucleotides long. RefSeq names its product mediator of RNA polymerase II transcription subunit 34-like. Gene Ontology annotation, biological process: double-strand break repair via homologous recombination. The transcript has 2 exons. Gene Ontology annotation, cellular component: chromosome; nucleus; cytoplasm. The coding region runs from base 1 to 1335 and encodes 444 amino acids. Lineage: Eukaryota; Metazoa; Cnidaria; Anthozoa; Malacalcyonacea; Nephtheidae. The record is from RefSeq and is a predicted model, not a curated record. Gene Ontology annotation, molecular function: ATP binding; four-way junction helicase activity; nucleic acid binding.